UCUCUCAUUCUGCUCUACACACUUUCCUCACCCCAGAUCCCGCCACCGCCAGUUCUGCCGCUCCGACCCCAGGGCCGCCGGCCGCCCCGACCCCGCCACCGCCGGCCAUAGCACCGCCUCGCCGUUCUCCCUCCACCUCCAAACGCCGGCCACUUCGGCCCUGGCCAUAGCAGCGUCAUCCCGUGGCCUCCAAACGCCGGCUCUGCCGCUCCGACCCCGGCGACCUUGGCGCAACCAGCCGCGCGAGCCAUGGACGCGGCGUCGGGGGGCAUGGGCAGCCUUCUCCUGAAGCUCGGCGGCCUCCUCGCGGAUUAGUACAAGCUGCAAGACGGAGUCAGCAACCACACAAUCCCUUGACGCGUGAGAGAUCUGCACAGGGGCGGCGACGAACGAGCAGCACCAUCGUCGCUCUUUCACCAAAGAUCAAAUUUGGGCGUCGUUGAGUUUCUUAUUCCUCCGAGCUGCAAGAUAAUGUCAGAGUCGCUGCUUCUCCCUCUGGUGCACCGCGUGGCCGGCAAGGCCGCAGACGCACUCGUCGUGAACAUGACCAGCAUGUGUGGCCUCGACGACGACCGCCAAUUGCUGGAGCGCCAUCUGCUAGCCAUAGAGUGCAAGCUGGCGAACACUGAGGAGAGGAGCGAGACAAACGCCUAUGUCAAGAGCUGGAUGAAAGAUCUCAAGUCCGUCACCUAUGAGGCCAGUGACGUUCUCGACGAUUUCCAGUACGAGGCGCUGCUCCGCCAGUCUAAGAUCAGCGGAUCCACUUCCCGUAAGUUACUCAGCUACAUCACGCACCGCAUCCCACUGUUCUUCCGUCUUGAAAUGAGCAAGAAGCUCAAGAACGUCCUCAAGAAGAUCAAUAAGUUGGUUGUGGAGAUGAACAAGUUUGGACUGGAGAGUUCUGUCCAUAGGGUGGAGCAGCAACUUCCUUGGCGGCAGAUGCACUUCAAUCUGGACAACUCUACCAAAAUCUUUGGAAGAGACGAUGAUAAGGAGGUGUUGGUGAAGCUGCUGCUGGACCAGCAGGAUCAACAGAAGGUGCGGGUGCUGCCCAUCGUUGGGAUGGGAGGUAUUGGCAAGACGACUCUUGCUAAGAUGGUGUAUAAUGACCAGCAGGUCCAACAACACUUCCAGUUGAAGAUGUGGCACUGCGUGUCAGACAACUUUGAUGCCAUUGCUCUUGUGAAAUCCAUCAUUGAGUUGGCUACAAACAGAAGUUGCGAUCUGCCUGACAGCAUUGAACCAUUGCAAGAGCGACUUGAGCAAGUCAUUGGCCGGAUUAGAUUUUUACUUGUUCUCGAUGAUGUAUGGAAUGAAGACAAGAGGAUGUGGGAGGAUGCAUUGAAGCCACUAUUGUGUUCUGUUGGAGGACCAGGAAGUGUUAUAGUUGUCACAUGUCGAAGCAAGCAAGUGGCCUCUAUAAUGUGCACCGUUGAGCCCCAUGAGGUAGUAUUUCUCAGUCAAGAAGAUUCAUGGGAAUUGUUUUCGAACAAAGCAUUUAGCCAUGGUGUUGAGGAGCAAGCAGAGUUGGUCAGCAUCGGAAGGCGUAUUGUCAAUAAAUGCGGGGGGUUACCUCUUGCUCUCAAGACAAUGGGUGGAUUGCUGAGUUCAAAGCAACAAGUACAGGAAUGGAAGGCCAUAGAAAAAAGUAACAUUUGGGAUAGUCAUGGAGGCAAUGAGGUCAUGCACAUACUAAAGUUAAGCUACAGACACUUGUCAUCUGAAAUGAAGCAAUGUUUUGCAUUCUGUGCAGUUUUCCCCAAGGAUUAUGAGAUUGAGAAGGAUAGGUUGAUCCAACUAUGGAUGGCAAAUGGCCUUAUUCAAGAAGAGGGAACAAUGGAUUUAACACAGAAAGGAGAAUUCAUUUUCAAUCAGCUGGUUUUGAUGUCCUUCCUCCAAGAUAAGAAAGUGGUAGUCAAAUCUGCUGUCUAUACUGUCUAUGGGGAUAACACACAAUAUGAGACAAUAGUAUGUAAAAUGCAUGACUUAAUGCAUGAUCUAGCAAAAGAUGUUACAGAUGAAUGUUCAAGUAUAGAAGAACUGACUCAACAGAAAACAUUGUUAAAAGAUGUUUGUCACAUGCAAAUGUCAAAGGCCGAAUUGGAACAAAUCCGUGUGUUAUGCAAAGGCAGAACAAACCUCCGCACUUUGUUAGUUCCUUCAGAAUCAUACGAGGAUCGCUAUAAUUUUUGGAGCAGAUUACACAAGGAUGUAAAAGACUUGCUUCAAGAAUCAGCAUCACUAAGAGCGCUGCAUUGCUCCCCUUCUUCAAUUGUCAUUUGCAAGGCCAUACAUGCAAAACAUUUACGGUAUCUUGACCUCUCUGGGUCUGACAUUGUUGCGUUGCCAGAUUCAAUAUGUGUGUUGUAUAACUUGCAAACAUUGAGGCUCAUAGAUUGCAAGGAGUUGCGGCAGUUAUCAAAAGAUAUGGCAGGACUAAGAAAGCUCAUGCAUUUGUACCUUUCUGGUUGUGACCGUCUCGAAAGUAUGUCUCCAAACUUUGGUCUACUGAACAGCCUUUACAUAUUAACAACAUUUGUUGUGGAUACUGGAGAUGGCCUUGGUAUAGAGCAGCUCAAAGGCUUGCAACACCUUAGCAAUAGGUUGGAGCUAUUGAAUUUGAAGAAGAUAAAGAGUGGGGAAAAUGCAAAAGAAGCCAAUCUCAAUCAGAAGCAGAAUUUAAGUGAGUUGUUGUUCUCUUGGGACGAAGAAAUAGAUGAUGGGCCUAAAAAUAUGGCCUAUAAUGUGGAAGAAGUGCUUCAGUGCUUAGAACCUCAUAGUAAUAUCCAAAAGUUGGAGAUACAUGGAUAUGGUGGCCUAGAAAUAUCACAAUGGAUGAGAAAGCCUCAUAUGUUUAACUACUUGAGAGAACUCAAAAUUUCCAACUGCCCAAGAUGCAAGAGUAUACCUGUAGUAUGGCUCUCAGUAUCUCUAGAAAUGUUGUCCUUACAGAAGAUGGAUAACCUGACAACAUUAUGUAAUAGCCUUUAUGUGGUAUCUGGAGGCAUUACCCCUGUGCAGAUUUUCCCAAGGUUGAAGAGGAUGAUGUUGAUUGAGCUACGAAGCCUGGAGAUAUGGGCAGAAAACAGUGUGGGAGAGCCUGAUGAUAGCCUGGUAAUGUUCCCGAUGGUUGAAGAGCUAAGGAUCGAAAACUGCCCCAAGCUUGCCAGUAUUCCAGUGACCCCCAUUGUCAGCGAGUUGACUAUAGUUGGAGUUCACAGUACUAUAGUCGGUUUAGUUUUUAUGAACAUCCGUUUGGGUUCUUGGCCAUUUCUCAUCAGUUUAACUCUUGGGUCUCCGGAAGAAAUACCCAUGUUGCCUCUAGAUGCGCAGCAAAGCCAAAGUCAAAGAUCUCUUGAAAAACUUAAGCACUUGGCUCUGGAAGGCCCCAGCAGCUUGGUCACAAGCUCCGAUUUGUCUAGAUCACACCUUAUGCCUUGGAAAUGUUUUCCGUUCGUGGAAGAGUUGGCAAUUCAGAGAUGCAGCAAUCUUGUCCGCUGGCCAACAGAGGGGCUCCGGUGCUUGAAUCGCCUCCGCUCUCUGUAUAUCAGUAGAUGUGAAAACCUGGAGGGGAACACUUCAUCGUUUGAGGAGACCCUUCCGCUAUCCCUGGAGUAUUUGACGAUUUCAGACUGCAACAGUGUGGCCAAGCUGCCUUCGAACCUUGGAAAUCUGGCCAAGCUGAGGAGUCUGGAUGUGAUUGGCUGUCGUGGCUUGAAAGGGCUGCCUGAUGGAAUGGGUGGCCUCACUUCUCUUAGGGAAUUAGUGAUUGUUGAUUGUCCAGCUAUGGAGAAAUUCCCUCAUGGUCUUCUGGAGCGGUUGCCAGCCCUUGAACACUUGGGCAUAUUUGCAUGCCCAGAGUUGAAAAGACGAUGCAGAGAAGGUGGAGAGUAUUUCCACUUGGUCUCCUCUGUCCCACUUAUAAUUUUUGAUGACGACAGUCAUGAAAAUCCAAGCUGCGAAGUAACUCGGUAUACGCAGGAGCGCCUUGGUCAGUAUAUCCGAAAGCCUCCACGGUAUGAAGGAGGCAACGAUCGAACAGUAAGAGGAGGCCUCAACUCCAAGAGACCACUUAUUACUGAAGCAAGCACUGAGUAUGCAGUCAAGCAAUCUGGUUCUCAAGAGCAAGACGGAAACAACAUUGUCCUUGAGGAAACAACAUCAUCUAACGUCUCGAGGUUGUUUGAUGUUUCAAUCGAGGAUGUAGGUGAAGUCAGGGAGACAGGGGGCCCGGUAAGUGCUUUGUUGGAUGCCAAGAGACCACUUAUUACUGAAGCAAGCGCCGAAUCUGCAGCCAAGCAAUCUGGUGGUCAAGAGCGAGAUGGGAACAACAUUGUCCUUGAGGAAACAACAUCACCUAACAUCUCGACGCUGUUUGAUGUUUCGAUCGAGGACAUAGUUGAUCUCAGGGAGACAGGGGGGCCGAUAAGUGCUUCGCUGGACGCCAAGAGACCAAUUAUUACUGAAGCAAGCGCCGAAUUUGCAGCCAAGCAAUCUGGUGGUCAAAAUCGAGAUGGGAACAACAUUGUCCUUGAGGAAACAACAUCAUCUAACAUCUUGACGUUGUUUGAUGUUUCGAUCGAGGACGUAGGCAAAGUCAGGGAGACGGGGGGGCUGAUAAGUGCUUCGCGGGGCGCCAAGAGACCACUUAUUAUUGAAGCAAGCACCGGAUGUGCAGUGGAGCAAUCUGGUACUCUAGAGCGAGACAGAAACAAUACCGUCCUUGAGGAAGCUCGCAUAUUGACAUCAUCUAAUAUCUCGACGUUGCUUGAUGGUUCGGUGAGUGUGUCUCUUAGCGCCAUGAGAGCUCUUGGUGCGAAGCUGGACAUGCUGCUGCUAGCUCCUCCUCAGGGAUGCUGCUCCAAGAGUGUCAAGGAUGGGAUGCAACUCCUAAGAGAAGAUAUUGAAGAGAUAAGCUCCUACCUAGAUGAACUGUCAGAGCUGGAGGAGCCUCCCCCGACAGCCAAGUGCUGGAUGAAUGAGGCGCACGACCUGUCAUACGACAUAGAGGAUUACAUCGACAGCUUAUUAUUUGUGCAGCCUGCAGAAUCCUCAAACAACAUCAAGGGCACCAGAUCCCGACUCAAAUUGUCCGGUCAUGCCAAGACUUCCAAGAGGCUCAAGCCACGACACGAGGGGACUGCGGGAAGGGUGUCACAGUUCAGCUUGUUCGUCCAGAAGGCGAUUGAACGACACCAGAGGUAUGAUCUCCAUUCUUGCAGUAACUUGAGGCGUAGGUUUGUAUCCCUUGGCCCUAUGCUCCCAAUGCAGUAUGGUGAAGAAACCACCCACAUAGUAAUUGAUGGCCGGAUGAACGAGUUUAUCAACUCAAUGGAAAAUGAUGAGGGCAAGCAGUUCAAGGUCAUGUCUGUUCAUGGAUCUUCUGGUCUUGGUAAGACUACACUCGCUAGAGCUUUGUACAACAAAGUUGGUAAGAGCUUCCAGUGUCGAGCUUUCAUUCGGGUGUCCGAACAGCCUGACACGAAGAGAAUUUUCCAUGACAUGCUCUCUCAACUCCAGCGGCAGCACCCCACACCAGAUUGUAAGGAGACUGGCCUCAUUGACAAUAUCAAGACCCAUCUACAAGACAAAAGGUACUUAAUUAUUCUUGAUGAUGUAUGGGAUGCAUCAGUAUGGGACAUUAUUAAUCAUGCUUUUCCGAAGGGUAGUCAUGGCAGCAGAAUAAUAACAACUACACAGAUCGAAGAUGUUGCAUUAACAUGUUGCUGCUAUCAAUCAGAGUAUGUUUUUCAGAUGAAGCCCCUAGAUGAUGAUCACUCAAGAAAGUUAUUCUUCAACACACUUUUUGGCUCUGACAGCAAUUGCCCUGAACAGUUGAAAGAGGCUUUAAACAAAAUUGUUCAAAUAUGUGGUGGUCUGCCGCUAGCAACAAUCAGCAUAGCUGGUCUUUUAGCAAGCCAACCUGUCAUGUCAAUUGAUCUUUUGACGCACAUCCAUCGGUCGUUAAGCUCUUGUUUCUCGGCAUCAGAAAGAACGAGACAAGCACUGAAUCUGAGCUUCAAUAACCUUCCUCAUUAUCUGAAGUCAUGUUUGCUAUCUCUUAGUAUGUGUCCAGAGGGCUAUGAAUUCUUCAAGUAUGAUUUGCUCAAUCAGUGGGUGGCUCAAGAUUUUGUUUACACAACAGAAGGGCAAGACAUUGAUAGAGUUGCAGAAAGCUAUCUCGAUCAACUUAUUGGUAGAAGAUUCAUCCAACCUAUAUGUAUCAGUUACAACAGUGAGGUGGUUUCCUGUGCAGUUCAUGACGCCAUACAUGAUUUCAUUGUGCGCAAGUCUGUAGAAGAGAAUUUCAUUGUGGCAAUAGACCACAGCCGAAAGAAUGUAUCAUUUUCUCAUAUUGUCCGUCGACUGUCUCUCCUCUUUGGCAAUGCAAGAUAUGCCAAGACACCGACGAACAUGAGCAGGUCACAAAUUCGGUCACUUAGAUUUUCUGGAUUAUUUGAGUGCAUGCCUUGUAUUAGAGAGUUCAAGCUUCUCCGUGUUCUAAAUCUCAAUCUAUCCGGCCAUCCUGGCGACCACGACCCCUUAGACCUUACUGGGAUUUCAGAACUGUUUCUGCUGAGAUAUUUGAAGAUUGCAAGUGAUGCCUGCAUAAUACUACCAAACCGUAUGCAAGGGCUGCAACAUUUGGAAACACUGGAUAUCAUGGCUGCAACAAGAGUCACUGCUAUUCCAUGGGAUAUUAUACAUCUCCCACACUUGUUCAACCUGACUCUUCCUGUUGAGAGAAACCUGCUGGAUUUGAUUGGCAGCAUGGGUGACUCUGUCAGCAGUCUGUGGAGCACUGGCAAGCUGAACAACCUGCACAAUCUUCAUCUCACCUCUUCUUCUACUACACCGCCAUCAUUGGACCAUAGCAUGGAAGCCCUGGGAACUUUACUGGGAGGACAUGGCUACCUGAAAACUCUAGCUCUGACUCAUGAUGAUGGAUCUUGGCAUAAAGAUGCUUCAAGAGUAAUCAUUAGCUGGGACGGUUUGGCACCUCCCCCUCUUCUCCAGAGAUUCGAAUUCUCGCCGCACAGCUGCAUCACAUUUUCCCAAGUUCCGCAGUGGGUUAAAGAACUUGGCAACCUAUGUAUCUUGAAGAUUACAGUGAGGGAACUGCAGUUAAAUUGUGUUGAUAUUCUCAGAGGAUUGCCUGCCCUCACUGCUCUGUCUCUGUAUGUGGAGACAGAGCCCGUUGACAAGAUCAUCUUUGGCAAUGCUGGGUUCUCAGUUCUCAAGUACUUCAAGUUCAGGUGCAGUGCACCUUGGCUCAAAUUUGAGUCAGCUGCAAUGCCUAAUCUUGAGAAGCUCAUGUUAGGUUUCAAUGUCAUCCCCCAAAUGGAUCAACAUCGACAUGCUAAUGCAGUUAUCACCAUUGAGCGUAUGCCAGGUCUUAAAGAGAUCUCUGCAAAAAUUGGAGGAGCAACUGCUAAUACUGAUGCAGUCUCUGCCUUGAGGACCGUCGUUAGUAAUCAUCAGAGCAAUCCGAAGAUCAACGUCCAAUUGGUGGAUUACAGUUUCUAUGGUCAUGAAAACGAACUGCAGUUUCUAUGGUGACGAAAGCACAAAGCAGAAACAAGAACCGGAUGAGAUUGUGGGAUUGCUCCUUGGAAAGAUCAGCCGAUAAAAGAUUGUAUGGCUGCAACUAACCACAGGUCGUUACCAUGGUUGAGGCGGCUCAAGAUCACCGUUGGAGAAGCUUAUGUUGCCAUCGUGCUGAUCGUGAGGCUUUUGUAACAGUUUCUGCACCAUUAAGUGAUUCUAAAGUCCGGAGUUCAUGCAGUUGGUGACUACACAAAAGACACGAAUGAGCUCAAGAGAGUCCCCGAAGAAAUAUCCGGCUUUUAAGUUGCUUGUAGUUUGGAUACCAUUAAGUGUUGAUGUUUCUUUAUUGCAUUAUGAUCUCAACUAGCAAAAAAGCCCGUGCAUUGUAACGGGAGAAAAAAAAUAUCACUCUCCGAACCUAAUAAUUAUGAAUCAAGACCCUAAUAGGUUCAUGUCUUUUCUUUUA
Molecule: messenger RNA, 8014 nt
Organism: Triticum aestivum (bread wheat)
Lineage: Eukaryota; Viridiplantae; Streptophyta; Magnoliopsida; Poales; Poaceae
Exons: 9
Coding region: 472-7560 (2362 amino acids)
Biological process (GO): defense response to other organism
Molecular function (GO): ADP binding
Source: RefSeq, a predicted model, not a curated record